Huiozyma naganishii CBS 8797 is the source of this 1968-nucleotide messenger RNA. It is a transcript of the gene TFC6, whose product is annotated as transcription factor TFIIIC subunit TFC6. Lineage: Eukaryota; Fungi; Ascomycota; Saccharomycetes; Saccharomycetales; Saccharomycetaceae. Gene Ontology annotation, molecular function: protein binding. The transcript has a single exon. Gene Ontology annotation, biological process: transcription by RNA polymerase III. Gene Ontology annotation, cellular component: transcription factor TFIIIC complex. The record is from RefSeq and is a predicted model, not a curated record. The coding region runs from base 1 to 1968 and encodes 655 amino acids.
AUGGAUUCGACAGGACAGGACAUCGUGUCCACUGCAGUGCGUGCCGUAGAAGGUGUGGCACAUGGCGGCGGUGCUGGUCGUAGGAGACCGCGUCGUGCAGCGUCCAAGAGGGCCGGGGACACGGUCAGCGAGCUGGUUGCUUUGGAAACCGGGAUGGACGCGGAGCUGGGCACCACGGGGGAUGGGGAGUUCGUCAUGAAUGGUGCUGAACCGGAAGACGAUGAUGAGGAAGAGGAAGAGGAGGAGGAGGCUGACGAUAUCGAGAUUGAAGUCAUCGAAGAGGAGAGUGAGGAGGAACAGAGCACCAAGAAGAAGGGGAAACGACUCAAGACACCGCGGGCGAAGAAACCGGCGCAAGCUGCGAAACGCAGUACCAAUAGCCGUGCCUCAUCGGGACCCACAGGGUCCGAACAACGCACUAUAAGAAACCUUAGGGAACUCAGCUCCGUCAGGGACAAACUAGAGAAAGUGUACGGUACCAACGAGCAGAAACUGUUGCAGUUGGCCAAAGUGAAGGAGGGGUUUGAAACGCACCUGUUCGAUUUCCCGAGCAGUAACAUACAGCAGGAUUCCCGCUAUUACCUGGACUUCAAACCGCCAGCAUUCUCAGAGACAGACACGACUCAGAGGCUCUUCCCCACCGGUAGAACAACACAGUACGUUGACAUCACAGAGGAUCAAUUCCAAUCGGAAUUCAAAGUAGAUGCACAACCCGUAGACGUUUUGCUGGGAUCCGUAGCGACAAGUCUCUCCCCAAACGACCAGAAGGAGUUCCCCCUGUUCGAACACUAUAGGAGGGAGGGACUUGUCUACAAUUGUGGCAGUCUCGUGACAGACAUGGCGUGGCUCAAUACUGAGGACGACCGAGUACAGUUCCUCGCAGUGGCCUUGUCACAGUUCUCGAAUAACGCCGCAGAUCGGGGAUUGAAGAUGUUCGGGACCACACCGCACAAAUCCUGUAUACAAAUCCUUCAAUUCGACCCACAGGAACUGCGACUCACCAAAGUUCAAACCAUAUUGCACAACUUCGGGGAUACAUGGAACCUUAAAUGGCACGACGGGUGCUUGGUGAACAACGACACAGCUAUCGGUGUGCUCGGGUUCACCGCACAGGACGGCAGCGUACGGUUUAUACAGAUCCGCAGAGACACGGACGCACUGUACAGGAGAUGCACGGGCACGGACGUGACAAUCUCUCUCGUGGGCUCGUACAUCAGUUGCUUCGACUUCCUCACGCCAACGACAAUCAUCUGCGGGUUUCAAAACGGGUUCGUCGCAGAAUUCGAUCUCUCGGACGACCUCACUGUCCCCUCCUUGUAUCAUAAAGUACUCGAGACGUACAUCAUAUCAAUAGCCGCGGCGACAUCCAAGUUUGAGUCAACCGUUGUCAGCGUCGCAUCCAUCGACGGGUACUUCUCCCUGUUUGAUCCGCGCCACAUCGCCAGUACAAAGUGCGUAGUUGGUAGAUCUAGAGGAUCCAACACAAACCCGCUCGUGUACUCUCCGACAGUGUACACCUACCUGACCAGUGACGGGGGCAACUCGCUUCGCGGUAUACCACCGAAGGCCUCCUUUGCGGUCCACCAAAUAAAUUCAAGGGACUCAACCGUGACCUCCAUAGACGCGUCGAGAUUACACCCGCUGGCAUUGUCCGGUACGGCGGAUGGGUCUCUCUACAUCGAUAAUGUUGCAAGACGGCUUCUAACGGGUGUCAAGAACAUCUCCAACACGCACAGCUCUCUGAAGCUGUGGAAAUGGGACUACGACACGCAUACUGGGCAAUACAGGCUGGAUCACAACUACUCCGUCGAGAAAUGCUCGGUGAACGACCUCAGCAAGAUCCGUAUCGAUGCCCCCGGUAUCGUCAUCGGCGCCGUCAAAUGGAUCCAAACGUCUACCAACGGAAAAGUGUACGCGUUCAGUAACAACGCAGGACUGCUGACCCUGGAGAAAUUACCCAUGGAAUAG